Molecule: messenger RNA, 762 nt
Organism: Fusarium verticillioides 7600
Lineage: Eukaryota; Fungi; Ascomycota; Sordariomycetes; Hypocreales; Nectriaceae
Exons: 2
Coding region: 1-762 (253 amino acids)
Source: RefSeq, a predicted model, not a curated record
AUGUCUAGCGACUCACAAUCACCAGCAGAGGUCACCGGCCCAACAGUAUUCUGGAUCCUUGCCUCUCUAGCAUCAGCAGCAGCAGCUCAACCAUCUGGCAAUAGAAGAAUAGACAAUGACAUCUUCGGAGGCAACGUCGAUAUCGUUCGCUCUAUCCCCGCCGUUUGUCUCAUCGAUUCAAUUUUCGACUUAUUGGUACUGGCCCGAGGUAUUUCCAGAUUUUUCUCAUCACAUAAUUCUACUCAACGAACUCGUCGCAACUCACCAAAAGCGGCUGGCCUGGUCAUCAGAUUAGCCUUGACGAUAUUUACAGUCCUGCCUCAGACCAUCAAAGUCUUUAGUCUCCAGGGCGUACCUGCGACGCAAAUAUGUGCAUUCAUAUUCUUCUUUGGCACUAUUACCAAGCUCUUGGUAUCCAUUUGUGGAUGGGAGCCGGAAGGGAACCCCCAAGAGAAGGAUAAUUCAACCUCAACUGACGUCUUCUUGUCCUCAGUACUCCAGGCGCCAUUCGAGGUCUGGAUAUGGUUCAAUAUCAGCCGCCAAGUCUCCUUCAAACUUUCCUCUGAUCUGUUAAAUCUUUGCGACUGGGCCACGAUAGUUGUUAGCUCCUCUAUUAUAUUGCAAAUCAUGGUAUAUAGUACCGAUGCGAGGCUUUUGCCUGCUCAUGGCGGUCCUUGGGCUUGCAAGACAGCCUUCUUCGAGGGAUACAUCGCAAACGGCGAUCAAGCCGCCACCGAGGUGGAUGGAUGUAUUCAAUUAUAG